Symbiodinium sp. CCMP2592 is the source of this 321-nucleotide messenger RNA. The record is from the annotation of a GenBank genome assembly. Lineage: Eukaryota; Dinophyceae; Suessiales; Symbiodiniaceae.
AUGCCUGGCUGGUCGCCGCUUCCAGCACUGGUGAUGGCAGCAGAGGCAGCCACGUGCAUGUUACCGCUUCUGUCGGACCGUAAGAGCAUGGAAAAAGUCCGGGCAGUUUUCCGAAUCGAAGAAGGUUCCUUUUCCUUCUGCUUCCUGCUGCUCUGGCACCGACACCGCGAUGGCAAAACGACACGAAAUUCCGAGAUAGCCUUGGGCAAAGAGGUCUCCAUCGAAGAACUCCUGCUUCACUCGCCGGGCUUCUUACCCCGUGCCAAGUCAUGUGGAGACUUUGGCAGAGACUCUAUCGGUGUUCGCAGAAGGCACUCGUGA